GAAUCAACAGCCGCCAUCUUGUCGCGGCUUGGAAAUCAGGAUUUCGAUACGGCGCUAUUUUUUAACUUCGAAACAGCGCGUCCGAGGCGACGUUCGACGACAACUUUCGGCCCAAGACGCCGCCGUUGAAUCGCGACGAAGCUUAUUUUGGCGAAAAAUCCUGGAAUUGAGCGGCAUUUCGUCGGCCACGAACCCCCCCCUUUUCGCGUUAUUACCUUUGAUUUCCCCCUUCGGUCCGUGUCGUUUAAACUGAGAGAGGGGGAGCCGUCGGACGACAGACAGCAUCGACGGGACAUUUGCAAAAAAUUAGAAUUAACAUUAUGAUGCAUUUAUGCAUUUUUAAAGGCGUUUCGGAUGUUUUUUUUUGCACGAUUUUUUUUUGACGUCAGAGAAAAGGUUUUGAUGAGGAUGCACAUUUAACAUCGCCGCGACGAGGAAACGCAGCGCCGAGAAUUCCUCUGGAAUAUCUACAUUUCCCCCCAAAAAAACUAAAACUCUCUUUUCUUGAAAGGAAAUAUUUUUUUCUCGAGGCUAAUUUAACGACGAUAAUGUGGGUGUUGGGUGUUGGAUUAUCAUGGGGUAAAUGGCGGUGGCGCUGUUGGUACUUUUUUGAGAAUUCCUCCUCCUCGCUGCUAGCUUAGCUAAUUAGCAACUCAGCCUGAGACGUAUAAACAAAGUGAAUUUCGUGGAGCGUUGUUUCAUUUCCGCCUUGAAAGGAUUCCCUUUGUGAUUAUUUUGCUACAUCUAAUCUAGAAAAAAUGGCUGAAAAUCUGCUUGAUCCUGGACCUCCGAGUGCGAAGAGGCCGAAGAUGACAGCACCUGCCUCAGACGGGCCAGAGUUGAGCUCGUUGUCAUGGGACGACCUGGAGAGCAAUCUUCCAGACGAGUUGAUUCCGACCGGCCCGAACGGAGACCUCGGUCUGAUGGCCAUGCCCUCGAAUGGCGGCGGAGCGGGCUCGACGGGGCUGGCGGACGCCGCCGCUAAGCACAAGCAGCUCUCCGAGCUCCUGCGAGCCGGCAGCGGCGGCAGCCUGAACUCGGCGGCUCUGAACUCGUCCAGCCCGGCGCCCGGGGGAGGCAUGGGGCCUCAGCUGAGCGCUCUGGGCAAGAGCCCGCUGGGCCAGGGCUCUCCGUCGCACGCCUCUCCGACACCAAAGCCAGCAGGAGCCACACCAGGCGCACCGGGUAACGGCGCCAUGGGCCUGAACGCCGGCUUCAACCAGGCCAUGCUGAACAAUGGCAUGAUGGCACAGAGCGCAGCCGCGCAGCAGCAGGGUCAGGUGAUGAACGGGACGCUGGGGCCGGGCGGGCGUGGCAGGGGCGCGCCAGUCAUGCCGUACCAGGGGCCGGCGUCUGUAGGGCAGCAGGUGGCGGCGGCGGCGGCAGCAGGAGCGGCGCCGGGAGGUGCGGGCAGCGUGCUGGCGGAGACCCUGACGCAGGGGACGCAGCAGAUGGGCAUGAACGCCCAGCAAGCGGGCAACAUGAACAAGAUGGGCAUGGCCGGAGGUGGCAGUCCGUUCGGGCAGUACCAGGCAGCCGGGCAGCAGUUAGCGGCGGCGGGUGUAAACGCCCAGCUGCAGAAUAAAGCAGCCCUGGCCAACAGCCUGCCAGCUUUCAGCGCUGAUCUGAAGGGAGCCGCUGUGCCGAACGUGCAGAACAUGCCCCAGGCGCAGCAGCAGGUGGCAGUGGGAAUGGUCGGGUGUCAGGGCGUUCCCGCCGGUCCCACAGCCGACCCGGAGAAGCGCAAGCUGAUCCAGCAGCAGCUGGUCCUGCUGCUCCAUGCGCACAAGUGCCAGCGGCGCGAGCAAGCCAACGGCGAGGUGCGGGCCUGUGCCCUGCCCCACUGCAGGACCAUGAAGAACGUCCUCAACCACAUGACCCACUGCCAGGCCGGCAAGUCCUGUCAGGUGGCUCACUGUGCAUCCUCGAGGCAAAUUAUUUCUCACUGGAAGAACUGCACGCGGCACGACUGCCCCGUCUGCCUCCCGCUGAAGAACGCCAGCGACAAGCGCAACCAGCAGCCGAUGCUGACGUCUCCCAACGCAGGCCUGCAAAACGCAAUAGGUCCAGUGGGUUCGGGUCAGAACGCGGCUCCGGCCCUAAACGCCCCGGCUCCUAUAGACCCGAGCUCCAUGCAGCGAGCCUAUGCUGCCCUCGGCCUCCCCUACAGCAACCAGAGCCCUACGCCGACACAAACGCCUCCCACUCAGCCCUCGCAGACCCAACACCAGCAGCAGAUGAGGCCGCUGAACGCGCUGGGCACUAACCAGAUGGGCAUGAGCGGCGGCGCGAUGGGCGUGCCCACGUCAGAUCAAGCUAAACUGCAUCCCGAAGGCAACAUGCCAUCCACUCUCAACGCCAACAAUCAGCUAAUGUCAGAUGGCUCAGCAGUGGGAGCUCUGGCUAACGUGCCCACGGCGGCUCCGCUGUCAGCCAGUGGAGUGAGAAAAGCCUGGCAUGAACACGUCACUCAGGACCUCCGCAACCACCUCGUCCACAAACUAGUGCAGGCCAUCUUCCCUACACCGGACCCCGCAGCUCUGAAAGAUCGCCGCAUGGAGAACCUGGUGGCGUACGCGCGGAAGGUGGAGGGAGACAUGUACGAGUCGGCCAAUAGCAGAGACGAGUACUACCACUUCCUAGCAGAGAAGAUUUACAAGAUCCAGAAGGAGCUGGAGGAGAAGAGGCGUUCCCGGCUCCAGAAGCACAUCAUCAACCAGGCGCCGAUGACUGCACCGGGGGCGCAGCAGCCCGCUCUGAACCAACCCAACUCUCUGGGUCCCCGGCCUCAGAAUGGACCUGUGCCUAUGCCCAAUGUGCCAAAUCAGAUGAUCAACCGCAUGCAGGUCGCCCCAGGGAUGAACCAGUUCAAUGCGAUGUCCAUGCAGAAUGUGCCGAUGUCUCAGGCUCCAAUGGCCGCCCGAGCGGCCUCCCCAAUGAGUCACGCACCACAGAUAAACAUGAGCACUGUUUCUCAGAUCGGCAUGUCACCCACGCGGAUGGCCCCGUCGCCAGCCAUGAUGGGACCUCACGGCGGGAACAUGGUGCCGCAGGCGGCAAAUCAGACGCAGUUUAUGCAGCAGUUUUCCACCAAUGCUAACGCUAUGAACGUCAACAUGGGCCAGCCCAACACGCAGGCAGCUAUCCCUCAGCAGCCACAGAACCUCCCUCUGAAUGCACUCGGCCCUCUGGGCUCUCAGAUGAACUGCCCUGCGCCUCCCCAGGCCCCUCUCGGUGCCACCCCGCCCCCUAGUGCCGGAACUGCUGGCACCGGCACUAACCUGCAGCCACUGCAGCCUAACCAGGCCGGCACGCCCACCCCCGGCCCGGCACAGAGCACACCGCCGCACACACAGCCUCAGACAGAGCUGCCUGCCCUGCCACAGCCCCAUCCUGGCACACCAAGUGCUGAUAACCGAGUCCCCACCCCAGCAUCGACGGCGAGUGCUGACCUGCACACGCAGCAUGCCGUGCCCGAGCUGCCCGCUGUUGCCGAGCCCAAAGCAGAGCCCAAGCAAGAGGAGCAGGACUUUGAGUCCGGCGCUGCAGAAACCGAACCCAAGAUGGAGGUGGAGGACGAUUCUGGCCCUGUGGUCAAGAAGGAAGAGCCCGAGAGCUCAGAGACCAAGCAGGAGCCGAUGGAAACGGAAGAUAAGAAGACGGACAUUAAAGGAGAGACCAAAGAGGAGGAAGAAAGCAGCACGGCUGGCACGACGUCGUCCUCGCCGUCGCAGUCUCGCAGGAAAAUCUUUAAGCCGGAGGAGCUGCGCCAGGCACUGAUGCCUACGCUGGAGUCUUUAUACAGACAGGACCCCGAGUCUCUGCCCUUCCGCCAACCUGUGGAUCCCAUACUGCUGGGCAUCCCGGACUACUUCGACAUCGUGAAGAACCCCAUCGACCUGUCCACCAUAAAGCGCAAGCUGGACACGGGUCAGUACCAGGAGCCGUGGCAGUACGUGGACGACGUGUGGCUCAUGUUCAACAACGCCUGGCUCUACAACAGGAAGACGUCACGCGUCUACAAGUACUGCUCCAAGCUGGCUGAGGUGUUCGAGCAGGAGAUCGACCCCGUCAUGCAGGGCCUCGGAUACUGCUGCGGCCGGAAGUACGAGUUUUCCCCUCAAACGCUGUGCUGCUACGGCAAGCAGCUCUGCACCAUUCCCCGGGACGGCACCUACUACAGCUACCAAAACAGGUAUCACUUUUGCGAGAAGUGCUUCAAUGAGAUUCAGGGAGACAGCGUGACACUGGGCGACGAUCCCGCACAGCCGCAGACGAUGAUUUCCAAGGAUCAGUUUGAGAGAAAGAAGAACGAUACACUAGACCCUGAGCCGUUUGUUGAAUGUAAAGACUGCGGACGCAAGAUGCAUCAGAUAUGCGUCCUACAUUAUGAAGUCAUCUGGCCUUCUGGCUUUAUCUGUGAUAACUGUUUGAAGAAGAGCGGGAAGACAAGGAAGGAAAAUAAGUUCUCAGCAAAAAGAUUGCAGAUAACACGGUUGGGCACAUAUAUAGAGGACCGAGUGAAUAAGUACUUGAAGAGACAGAACCACCCGGAAGCCGGCGAGGUGUUCGUGCGAGUGGUGGCCAGUUCAGACAAAACGGUGGAAGUCAAACCCGGCAUGAAGGCCAGGUUUGUAGACAACAACGAGAUGGCCGAGAGCUUCCCCUACAGAACCAAAGCACUUUUCGCCUUUGAGGAGAUCGACGGCGUCGACGUGUGCUUCUUUGGCAUGCAUGUUCAGGAGUACGGCUCUGACUGUCCUUUCCCCAACACCAGACGGGUAUACAUAUCAUACCUUGACAGUAUUCACUUCUUCAGACCUCGCAUGCUUCGGACAGCAGUUUAUCACGAGAUCCUCAUCGGUUAUCUGGAAUACGUCAAGAAAUUGGGGUACGUGACGGGACAUAUUUGGGCGUGCCCUCCGAGCGAAGGUGACGACUACAUCUUCCACUGUCACCCCGCCGAUCAGAAGAUCCCCAAACCUAAGCGCCUGCAGGAAUGGUACCGCAAGAUGUUGGACAAGGCCUUUGCAGAGAGGAUAAUCCACGACUACAAGGACAUCUUUAAACAAGCGACGGAGGACCGUUUGACGAGUGCAAAUGAGCUGCCUUACUUCGAGGGCGAUUUCUGGCCUAACGUGUUGGAGGAGAGCAUUAAGGAGCUGGAGCAGGAGGAGGAGGAGAGGAAGAAAGAGGAGAACACAGCUGCCUGCGAAACUCCUGAGGGCACGCCAGGGGACAGCAAAAACGCCAAGAAGAAGAACAAUAAGAAAACCAAUAAAAAUAAGAGCAGCGUGAGUCGAGCCAAUAAGAAGAAGCCUGGGAUGCCGAAUGUAGCCAAUGACCUAUCCCAGAAACUCUACGCCACCAUGGAGAAGCACAAAGAGGUUUUCUUCGUGAUCCACUUGCACUCUGGGCCGAUGAUGAACACGUUGCCGCCCAUAAUGGACCCCGAUCCGCUGCUCUCCUGUGACCUGAUGGACGGGCGAGACGCAUUCCUGACACUGGCGCGGGACAAACACUGGGAGUUCAGCUCUCUGCGCCGCUGCAAGUGGAGCACCAUGUGCAUGCUGGUAGAACUACACAACCAGGGCCAGGACCGCUUCGUCUAUACCUGCAACGAGUGCAAGCACCACGUGGAGACUCGCUGGCACUGCACCGUUUGCGAGGACUUCGACUUGUGCAUCAACUGCUACAACACUAAGGGCCACGAACACCAGAUGGUCAAGUGGGGUCUCGGUCUGGAUGACGACAGCAACAGCCAGAGCGGCGAGGCCUCCAAGAGCCCGCAGGAGAGUCGGCGUCUGAGCAUCCAGCGGUGCAUACAGUCCCUGGUGCACGCCUGCCAGUGUCGCAAUGCCAACUGCUCUCUUCCAUCCUGCCAGAAGAUGAAGCGGGUGGUGCAGCACACCAAGGGCUGUAAGCGCAAGACCAACGGCGGCUGCCCUGUCUGCAAGCAGCUCAUCGCGCUUUGCUGUUACCACGCCAAGCACUGCCAGGAGAACAAGUGCCCCGUGCCCUUCUGCCUCAACAUCAAGCACAAGCUGCGGCAGCAGCAGCUGCAGCACCGCCUCCAGCAGGCUCAGAUGAUGCGACGGCGCAUGGCCACCAUGCAAGGCCGCGCCGGACCCCAAAGCCUGCCGUCCCCUCCACCUUCUGCAGCUCCGGGCACCCCCACAGCACACCAGCAGCCACAGCAGCAGCCGAACACACCCCAAACGCCACAGCCCCUCCUUCCUAGCCAGCCGGCCACGCCCAAUGCCGGCGUCAUGUCUCCCACGUAUCCUACUGCUCCCCGCAAUGGCCAGCAAGUGUCCCAAGGUAAGCCAGGUGCCCAGGCUUCACCUCUGCACCAGCAGCCAUCUCCUUUGCCUCAGCCCCAACCGCAGCAGCAUCAGCAACCACAGCAGCAACAACCGCCACAGCAGCCCCAGCAGCACCCCCCGCCUGGCGCGGUCCAAAUGGCGCGGAAGAUCGAGAUGAUGGCGCAGGCCCAACACAACCAGAACUAUCGCAUGGCUGUAAACGGCUUGGCCAUAAACCACCAGCAACAGCAGCAGCCGCGUAUGCCGGGCCCCAUGCAGCCUCCUAUGCAGAUGGUGGGACCUCGGGGGCAGCCGGUCAUGCCAGGCAUGCAGCCGGGCCAGUGGGCGCAACCAGGGAUGCAACCAGGGAUGCAACCGGGAAUGCAACCAGGAAUGCAGCAGGCAGCUCAACCACAGCAGCAGCAGGCACCGCAAGGCCCACAGCAAGCCGUGCCAAUGCAGAGGCCCAUGAUGUCUCAGCAGCCUCCGCAGCGCAUGAUGGUGCCUGCGCAGGGCCAGCGGCCACCCCAAGCAACCCAGAGACCUCCAGCCAUCGCACCAAAUGCCCUGCAAGACCUUCUGCGCACGCUCAAGUCUCCCAGUUCGCCACAGCAGCAACAGCAGGUGCUUAACAUCCUCAAGUCCAACCCGCAGCUCAUGGCAGCUUUCAUCAAGCAGAGGACAGCGAAGUACGCCAACCAGCCCCAACAGCAGCAGCAGCAGCAACAACAGCAACAACAACAACAACAGAGCAUGCAGCCCACAAUGCAAGCCAUGGCAGCCAUGCAGGGUGUCCAAAGACCUGGCAUGCCAACCCAACAACCUCAGCAGCCAAACGCGCAAGGUAUGGCGGCUCUCGGACCAGCGCAGGGUCAGCUCAUGAACCAGACGCAUGCUGAGAUAUAUCGUCGACAGCUCUUGCGGCAGCAACAGCAACAACAACAGCAGCAGCAGGGCGUGAUGCCACAACCGCAUGGCCAGUUCCCUCAAGCGCAGGGUGCUGCAUCCAGCUACUCGCAACUUCGCAUGCAACACCAGCAACUAUCGGCGAUGCAAGGCACCGGCGGACCUAUGAGCCAACUUCAGCCGAUGCCACAAAUGGGGCAGCCGGGAUUGGGCAUGGAUGGCGCGCAGAACUUGCUCCACCAACGCAUGCUCCAACAACAGCAGCAGCAACAGCAGCAGGCCGUCCUCAAGCCCCAGAUGGGCUCGCCGGCACCACCAAACCCUAUGAGCCCUCAAGGCCACCUGCUACCUGGACCGCCGAUGGCAGGCAACGCGCUGGGUAGCCAGGUUCGCUCUCCAGCACCUGUGCAGUCCCCGCGACCACCGUCACAGCAGCCACAGCAGCACUCCAGCCCCUCGCCGCAGGUCCAGCCGCAGCCCUCGCCCCACUCCGCCUCGCCUCACCCCGGCCUGGGCACACCCAUGCCCGCUGGCGCCGCCCUGGAGCAGCAGGGGCACCUGGGCACACCGGAGCAGAGCACCAUGCUCUCGCAGCUUAACGCACCUGGCCGUGGCGGCCUACCCACCGACCUAGCCAUGGUCGGAGAUACCACAGGAGACACGUUGGAGAAAUUUGUCGAGGGGUUGUAGCAUUUUCAGCGACCCCCAAAAGUGCUCCCGCCUUUUCCUAUUUUUGGCUCCCCCUUCCUUUUCUCCCACAUUUUCCUCUAUAAAUAAUUUUUUGUACUGACGUGUAAAAAGUUCCUGAAAUGUAAUAAGAAGAAAAAAAAAGAAAUAAAAAAAAGUCAGCAAAUGCUAGGAAUGUUGUUGUUUCCUAAAGACUGAGAUUUCUUCCUUUGAGUUGAGGGAUUAGAAAAUGUGUUGAUUAAAAUGAUUUAAAUUGCAAAGAAUAUAUUUUUUGGUUCAGACCGUAUGUGGUCAUUGUUUUGUUUUAAAUUUUUUUGGUGUUUUUGUUUUCAGGGUUUUUUGGGUAUGGUUUCAUGCCUGCUCUUUUUUAAGAAAAUUUACAAAGGUUCAUUAUUAUUAUUCAUACAUUUUUAUUUUGUACCCUGUCUAACUAUAAAAGCAUUUGUGUUUAAAGACUGUAAAAUAAUUUGUCUGGGAAUUUGGGCGAUGUUUUCUCUGCUCUCAUCUUUCCUGACGAUCGUAUUCUAGUGUUGUACUGUUUUGUUUUUCUUUUUCUUUUCUUUUUUUUUUUUUCCUUUUUUUUUUCCGUUUUUUCCAGAUCUACGUUUUGGAGGAAACUCUCCUUUCCUCAUUGUGAAGUCUUUUUGAGGAGAACUAUUUGUUUGUGCUGAAAGGCAUAACUAGGCAUACACAGACACACACACACACACACACAACCGCAAGCUCAUCAGAAACACAAUAUGGUAACAAACCUUGAGUGGAUGUGCAAAACCAGAUGACAUCUCACUGGCCUGGACCCAGAAUUUCUGUCUCGCUGAUGUAGAAAAUUGUUGCUUUUUGUCCUAAUUUUGUGAUACAGAUCUAUAAGUAUAAAGCGAGAGGGGAUGGAGGCCCCUGAGCUGAGUGGGUUUGGAAUGAGUGAUCACUGGUUGACUGCUUUUUGGAACACUGAGAGUUCUGCUAUCGACCCUCAUUCCUCUCACACACAAACUUGAACUGGGGCUCCACUUUUCCUCUUAAUGUAAAUCAUGCAAGUUAUUAAGCAAAAUACUAUAAAUAUAAGGAAGAGAGAAUGGAAUCACUGUAUAAACUGGUUAAAAAACUUAUUUCUUACUUAUAUACCAUAUUGUUAAAUAAACUGUGUGCAACAGAUCAAA
Messenger RNA from Pangasianodon hypophthalmus (striped catfish), 9055 nucleotides. RefSeq names its product CREB binding protein a (gene crebbpa). Gene Ontology annotation, biological process: positive regulation of transcription by RNA polymerase II. The record is from RefSeq and is a predicted model, not a curated record. Gene Ontology annotation, cellular component: nucleus; histone acetyltransferase complex; transcription regulator complex. Gene Ontology annotation, molecular function: chromatin DNA binding; transcription coactivator activity; zinc ion binding. The transcript has 31 exons. Lineage: Eukaryota; Metazoa; Chordata; Actinopteri; Siluriformes; Pangasiidae. Bases 759 to 7901 code for a protein of 2380 amino acids.